GGGUCGAGACAGGGCGGGGAAGGCAGAAGUGCAGCGGGAGCGAGCAGGGAGCUGCGCCACAAGGAAGGACAGGGACAGGGGCGAGAGCCGCGCCGCCGGGAUCCCGCAGCCCGCUCCCGCCAUGUCCCUGCUGGAGACGAUCCGGCUGUGGCAAGCAGGGGUGUGCGCUGCGGACAGGAAGGAGUGGGGCGCUGCCCUGGGUGCCUUCACGGCCGUGCAGAACCCCCCUGCCAAAAUCUGCUUUAACAUCGGCUGCAUCCAGCUCGUCCUGGGGGAGCUGGCGGAGGCGGAGCAGGCGUUCACCCGGAGCAUCGGCUGCGACAAGCACCUGGCUGUGGCUUAUUUCCAGCGGGGGACCGUGUUUUACCGGAGACAGAACCAUGGAAAGGCCCUUGAGGAUUUCAAAGAGGCGCUGGCCCAGCUGCGAGGCAACCAGCUCAUCGACUACAAGAUCCUGGGGCUACGCUACCGCCUCUUUGCCUGCGAGCAGAUCCUCUACAACAUUGCACUGGUGUAUGCCACAACAGAGAACUGGGAGAAGGCUGAGGAGCACCUGACCCUGGCCAUGAGCAUGAAGAGCGAGCCCCAGCACAACAAGAUAGACAGGGCAAUGGAAGCCAUCCUGAAGCAGAAGCUCUGUGAGCUGGUGGCCAUUCCUGCAGGGAAGCUGUUCAGGCCAAAUGAGAAGCAAGUGGCUCAGCUGGAGAAGAAGGACUACCUGGGAAAGGCAAUGGUGGUGGCCUCUGUGGUGGACAAGGAUGACUUCUCAGGAUUCGCUCCCCUACAGCCACAGGCCUCUGGUCCUCCACCCAGGCCCAAGACCCCAGAAAUCCUCAGGGCCCUCAGCGGGCAGCCACACCGUGUCAUGUACGAGUUCAUUCCCGAGACCGCUGAGGAGCUGCAGGUCCUGCCAGGAAACAUUGUCUUUGUCCUGAAGAAAGAGAAGGACAACUGGGCUACAGUGAUGUUCAAUGGCAAGAAAGGGAUUGUCCCCUGCAACUUCCUCGAGCCCGUGGAGCUCCAGAAUAAGCUGCAUAUCCAGGAAGACACCCCUGUGGAAGUGGAGAUCUCCGAGCCACCCACCUCCACCGUGCCGGAGAAGCCGCGGCGGCUGGCGCCAGACUACGUUCCUGCUACCGUGGUGCAGCCCAGAGACACGGCAAAGGAGGCUGAACCAACUGUCCUCAAGGUGCAUUACAAAUUCACAGUGGCCCUGAGAGUGGAUCGAGGCCUCUCCCACAGGGAGCUCCUGGAGCUGGUCUGCAGGAAGCUGGAGCUGCAGCCCGAGCACACGGAGCUGAGGUACAAGCCUGUGGAGGGCCAGGAGCUGGUGAUUCUGAGUGCAGAGAAUGUGGAGGCAGCCUGGAGCCAGAGCAAGGACAACUGCCUGACAGUCUGGUGCAAUGGCACAGAGGGAGAGGGGUUUGUACCAGACAGCAAACCAGAGGAGUCACUGCAGGAGACAGCACCUGGGGAGACGGGACCAAACCAUGUUGUAGCUCAGUACAGUUAUGAAGCCACCCAGCCUGAAGACCUGGAGUUUCAGGCAGGAGACAUGAUCCUUGUUUUAUCCAAAGUGAAUGAAGACUGGUUUGAAGGCCAGUGCAAGGGGAGGACUGGCAUCUUCCCAUCUGCAUUCGUUCAACAGCACAACACUGAACACCCAGAGAAGUGAUCUCAGCCUGAAGUUGUGGAGAGAAAUUAAGAAUUCAACUGUUGCCAUUAUGCAGUCUGCAUAUUAAUCCCUGCAUCUGAAAAUGAACUUUAAAUGUUACUGCUACUCGUAUUAAAAGCUUUCUAUUUUCUCUUA
This is a messenger RNA of Passer montanus (Eurasian tree sparrow), 1810 nucleotides long. It is a transcript of the gene NCF2, whose product is annotated as neutrophil cytosolic factor 2. Gene Ontology annotation, biological process: superoxide anion generation; phagocytosis; respiratory burst. The record is from RefSeq and is a predicted model, not a curated record. Gene Ontology annotation, molecular function: superoxide-generating NADPH oxidase activator activity; protein binding. The transcript has 15 exons. Bases 122 to 1675 code for a protein of 517 amino acids. Gene Ontology annotation, cellular component: NADPH oxidase complex. NCBI's taxonomy places the organism in Eukaryota, Metazoa, Chordata, Aves, Passeriformes, Passeridae.